Molecule: messenger RNA, 2396 nt
Organism: Diorhabda carinulata
Lineage: Eukaryota; Metazoa; Arthropoda; Insecta; Coleoptera; Chrysomelidae
Product: zinc finger protein 681-like
Exons: 9
Coding region: 255-1595 (446 amino acids)
Biological process (GO): regulation of transcription by RNA polymerase II
Molecular function (GO): RNA polymerase II cis-regulatory region sequence-specific DNA binding; DNA-binding transcription factor activity, RNA polymerase II-specific
Source: RefSeq, a predicted model, not a curated record
ACUUCCAUGUAACCUAAAGUUUAAAACUUAUCGUUAAUGUUAUAGUUAUACAUGAUCUGUGUUAUUUGUAUAUACAGUGUUAUAUUAAUUUAUUAUUUUAUUUAAAAUUUAUUAUAUAUCAUCCAUAAUAACCAUACAAAUUAAUUGGUUCUUCUAAAAUAACGACUUGCAUCCUGUAAUAAUUUAUACUAUUUGAAAGAAAAAAUUGAAAAAAAUGGGUGGAAUUGAUUUUCAGUAGAGUUAAGAGCAGAAACAUGGAAAAGAAUAAUGAAUUUUUAUUUUUUGACCAACAUGAUUAUGUUCCUUACAAUUUUGAUACCAAUACUCGUGGUUUGCCAAUAAGUAAAGAUGUGGAUUUGCCUUCGAAUGUAUUGGAAACUUCCAACAACUUUUCACAGAAUGAAUGCAAUUUACCAGUGAUAAUUCAAGAUUUGGAUUUGUCAUUGAGUCUACUGGAAAAAGAUGAUAACAAAGUUAAUAAAAAUAAACUACAUGGAGAAAAUAGUUCUUUAUUUAAUAUAAAAUACAUUAUUGAAGAUGAAAAAUCUGUAAAAUUAUGGGAGUGUGGAUUCUGUAAAAAAAUGUUUCAUUAUCAAUAUAUGUUAAUGAGACAUUUGCCAACACACACCAAUGAAAGGAAGUUCCAGUGCCUUACCUGUGGUAAAGCUUUCCGACAGAUGUCAACCCUUUCCCAACACAGAGUGAUCCAUUCUACCGAGCGACCGUACGUAUGCGAAUUUUGCAAAAAGAGUUAUAAUCGUAAAUCCGCUUUGUUUUCCCAUAGAAAAACACAUACUGAUCCCAAACCCCAUAGAUGUCAUUUGUGUCCCAGAGCAUUUCACAUAAAAGGCAACUUACAAGCUCAUAUUUAUACUCAUACCAAUGAAAUACGAUACAAAUGUGACGUAUGUGGGAAAGGGUUUAUCCAAAUGUCAAAUUUGAUGCGUCACAGAGUUAAGAUUCAUCAAAGAACCGAUAAGUUCAAUUCUGUAUCUCAAGCUUGCGAUGAAUUGUUUCCAAAAAUGGAUAUUUUGAAGCACCGCGAAGAAUAUGGCUACAAGUUGUUUACUCCAUCGCUAUCUCAUUCACCAGAUAAACAGCUGAUGAACAAAACGGACCAUAAGGACGGCAUUGUUAUUGAACCAAUCGAAACUGUAGCAAUGCGGCGUGCCAUUGAAUCUAACCGAAUUCCAUAUGCUCUUCUCCAUCCCGCUAAAGGAGAACCUGUAUUAGUGAAAGUUUUACCUGCCGGCGAUAAACAAAUCUUAGUUCCUGUUAUGGCCGACAAUUUGAAGAAACACAGUCAUAUAUCGGUUACAUCUCAAGUUGGAGAAGAUGGUAAACUAGUCGGUGAAACAGUAAAAAUGAGGAUACCCAUAGUAGCGAUUUUAAAACAGCAGAGUAACUCCGAAGAUCCAAUUACAAUCUCAAUUGCCGAUAAUGAACCGCACAGAGAACUUUCCGAUGAAACUAGAGCUACCAAUUUUGAAUCAACUUCCUCAGGACCAACAAUUGAUGAUGUAUUUAAUGAAAACGAAGAUUUCUUCCCUGAAGGAAACUAUAUGAUUACAAAACCGACGGAAUUUCUAAAUUGAAAAUUUCGGAACUUUUUAUGAUCUAGAACAGGGAUGGGGAAACUUUUUUCUUCGCGUGCCAAUUUUUGCUAACGAAAUAUAUGGCGGACCAAAUUGAGGCAUUACAUUAUUUGCUGAAAUAAAAAUAUUGCCUCAAUUUUUCUGCAAUACUAAUUUAUUGUGCAAUAUUAAAAAAUAACAUUUUUAAUAACAUUUAAUUAAUUGAACUUUAAUUAGCUGCGAAGUAGAAGUUGAGGAAGGAGGUCAUCUGAAAGGCUAUUACGAAGACAAUUUUUUCAUUAUUGAAAAAGUUUGUUCGCACAAAUAGCUUGUACCAAACAUAGCCAUUAUUUUCUGAGCGUGGGAAACUAUAUUAUAACUUAUAAAAUUCCAAUUUACUGGUGUUCAAAAAUAGUUGCCUCAAAUGGGUAGUGCGUUCGACGACAGUUUUAUGCUCGACGUGUACUGCCUUUACUGCCAAUUCAAGAGAAUGUAAUUUCUAAUUAAAAAAAUUGUUUGCUGCUCGGGGGCCUGAUUUCAACGCUUUGCGGGCCGUAGUUUCCCCAUCCCUGAUCUAGAAGAAUACAAUUUCAGUGUUUUUAUAUUCAAUAGUUUUAACUCUAAUUAUAUAUACCUUGAAUUAUUUGACAUUAUGUUUAAAAUGUACGUUUAUAUAUAGUAACAACAAGAAAAAUUUUUUCAGUUUCGCUUGAGAAUUUAAUUGAAUGUUUUUUUUAUGUUUUAAAUAUCACUUUUUGAUACAGUACCAAUGUAAUCAUUUAUAUUUAUAGUAAAAAGUCGAUUAUAAAAUAUCUAAUAUUA